AUGUCUUUGCACGAGGAAAGAGAUGAUAGAGUAUCAAUAAAACAGAUGACUUAUCAUAUAUUUGUGUCGCGUAGACGAACGCAUCAGACAUCAGUAUCUUCUAAUCUGCAGAACUAUCCACUUAGCAGACAUUAUUGGAAUACAAAUAACACAUAUUGGUGGAUGAGACACAAUAUAGUCAUGAAGACAUUUGUGGCCCUAACAAUUUUGGCCAUCGUCGGUGCGGCGAUGGCAGAUGGAAACAGCAGAGUUAUCGACGAAAUACUAGAACUAGCCAAUCCGCGCGUUGCACGUGAAGCUAAACCGGAACCUGAACCUGCAAAACCGUCACGACCAGUGUAUAUUCCCCCUCCACGACCGCCUCACCCUCGUCUUCGUCGUGAAGCAGAUCCGGAGCCUGAACCCGCAAAACCAUCGCGACCGAUAUAUGUUCCCCCUCCACGACCACCUCACCCUCGUCUUCGUCGUGAAGCAGACGCCGAACCUGAACCUGCAUACCGACCAGUAUAUGUUCCUCCUCCACGACCACCUCACCCCCGUCUUCGUCGUGAAGCAGAUCCGGAACCUAAUCCCGCAAAACCGUCGCGACCAGUGUAUAUUCCCCCUCCACGUCCACCUCACCCACGUCUUCGUUAAACUACACUAAAUUGGAAGAAUGAAACUUGAGAGUGUAUAACAUUUUAUUGUGAUUGACCGAAACUGAUUAUUUAUUGAGUACUAUUGCAUUUAAUUAAACACAUCCGAAAUAGAACAUAAUAUAAGUGUAAUGUAAUAUUCAUAAUAUACAGUAUACGAUAUUAAUAAAUUUAAUUUUAUUUAUA
Messenger RNA from Dufourea novaeangliae, 821 nucleotides. Its product is annotated as apidaecins type 22-like. The transcript is spliced from 8 exons. The record is from RefSeq and is a predicted model, not a curated record. Lineage: Eukaryota; Metazoa; Arthropoda; Insecta; Hymenoptera; Halictidae. The coding region runs from base 1 to 636 and encodes 211 amino acids.